Messenger RNA from Acanthocheilonema viteae, 1695 nucleotides. NCBI's taxonomy places the organism in Eukaryota, Metazoa, Nematoda, Chromadorea, Rhabditida, Onchocercidae. The record is from the annotation of a GenBank genome assembly.
AUGAAGAAAGUUCGGGAGGUUCGCGCCCAACUGAAAGAUAUUAUGGAGAAACAGAAAAUUGAACUGAUAUCAUGUGGUACGGAUUGGGAUGUUAUACGAAAAUGCAUUUGUUCAGCAUAUUUUCAUAAUGCUGCAAGGCUGAAAGGAAUUGGAGAAUAUGUUAAUGUAAGAACAGGGAUUCCUUGCUUCCUGCAUCCGACAUCCGCACUUUUCGGGAUGGGAUAUAUGCCAGAUUACGUUGUAUAUCACGAACUGAUCAUGACAGCUAAAGAAUAUAUGCAAUGUGUGACAUCGGUUGAAACACAAUGGUUAGCUGAACUCGGGCCCAUGUUCUAUUCUUUGAAAGAGGCUGGUUCAAGUAGGAUUGAAAAAAGACUUCAAAGUAUACAAGAUAUUCGGGACAUGGAAGAAGAAAUGAAACAAGCGACUAGCAGAAUGAACGAAAUAAAAAAAUCGGAACGAGAAGGAAGUUCACUUCGUUCAGUUUCAUCCGCGCAGAUAGCAGAACCUGGAAUAGUUUGUGCAUCUAUAAGAUCCUCAGCAAGUUUUCUAGCACACCCAUUGGAAUUCCGAUUGAAUCUGUUUUCCUUCAAUGCUGAGUUAAACAAUGUAUUUCACAAGCAAGUUUUUACAUCAAGCAGUAGCGGUAUCAUGUCGAAUAUGAAUCCAUUAAUGCUAAAAUACGGCAUAAAUGGUGUCCCGGUUUUAGUUCAAGGGUCCGAUCGCUUACCGGUAUCACUUACAUGUCGUCGAUGGUUUAAUUUACUGAAGGAUUCUGUCCCAAAUAUUACUGCUGUACAUAUUUCUCUGGAUACAUCAGCUUGUUCAACUCGUUUUCUAGAAGCAUCCCAAUCGGAAGCAACUCUUUCGAUAUGUUUAUGUCCCGGACAUGCGCAGAAACAUGCUGUUCUGUUGCAGCUAUUAUUUCAAGCUGCUGGUAAAAAACUUGCAACUUUAGAUGUCGAGGAUAAUCUUAUACCAAAGGCUAGUUUUAAGUUUACAGUAGUGCAUCACGCUGAAGGAAUAGACACUCAAAUUCCGGACACGACAGUUCAUGCACUGCUUAACAGUAUACCGAAAUGUUUACGGGUCUUGCAUUUCCAAGGCGUUGAUUUCUCAAAAGUCCGGCCAUGGACAUUUGCGCUACUCGUAAAAUUGAAAUCCCUACAGGAACUGUAUAUACUAGAUGUUGUGCUCCCAGUUGACAAUGAAUCUUUGUUUGCCAGAAUGAUUUCUCCAUCGUUCGACACCUUAACGAACAUAUCUGUUACUAAUAAUGCGCAGAUCACGGAUAAGUUCGUGUCUACACUGGCGCGCCAUUGUCCCGUCUUACAAACUAUAAAUUUGAGUGGAUGUAAGCGUAUUACUUCCUUAUCUGUGCUUGCCUUUGCCGAAAAUGCAUCGCAUCGAGUUGCGGAACUAACGUUCAUUCAUGUUCAGUCAACGAUGUUCAAUCCUAACUUGGUAAGUUUAGAAAGGCUAACAUUUGACGAAGCAUUUACAAAUCUGUCACAGUACUUUGAUUUAAUAUUUGAGGAAGUUAUGUUGGAAAAAAAUCAUGGAAAGAAAAAGCAAAGUGGUUUUCAUUGCAUGAAACCAUUGCAUGGGUUCUUAUCAACCGAGCGAAGUGCUGCUGAAGUUAAAUAUAAAAAAGUGGGUCAGAAAAUUAACGCAAGAUACGAUACAGUAUUAUAA